Molecule: messenger RNA, 1851 nt
Organism: Acanthisitta chloris (rifleman)
Lineage: Eukaryota; Metazoa; Chordata; Aves; Passeriformes; Acanthisittidae
Gene: SLC23A3
Product: solute carrier family 23, member 3
Exons: 12
Coding region: 1-1851 (616 amino acids)
Biological process (GO): transmembrane transport
Cellular component (GO): membrane
Molecular function (GO): transmembrane transporter activity
Source: RefSeq, a predicted model, not a curated record
AUGAAUGGGGGCCACGACAGAACACCGGGAGCUGCGAGCCCCAUGUUCACACUCUGCUCCUCACAGAAGAUGUGCUCCUGGGUGCUGAGCUGUUGCUUAGCCCUUCAGCACCUGGCCGUGCAGGCCUCCUUGCUCUGUAUCUUCCACUUCCUUCUGCUGCCCACCCUGCCCAAGGAGCUGCCUCAUGCCCAGGCCACCAGCGAGCUGCUGGCACGCAGCCUCUUUGCCUGUGGCAUCUCCACAGUGCUGCAGACCACCCUGGGGAGCCGGUUGCCACUCAUUCAAAUCCCAUCCUUUGAGUACCUGGUCCCUGCCAUGGUGCUGAGCUCCCACCUGUCCCUCAGUGCCAGCACAGACAGGAAUGGCACAGCUGCGGCCAGCACAUGCCCUACAUCGCAUUGCACUGUCGCAGGGAGCUGGGCUGCCUCGCUGCGAGAGGUCUCUGGAGCGGUGCUGACCUCUGGGCUGAUCGAGUUGUUGAUGGGAGUGUCUGGUGUGUGCGGGUGGGCCAUGCAGCGCUGUGGGCCCAUGGUCCUGGCCCCCAGCCUCUCCAUUAUUGGGCUGUCUGCAUACAAGGAAGCUGCUUUCUUCUGCUCCACUAACUGGGGCAUAGCACUGCUGCUCAUGCUCCUUACUGUCACCUUCUCCCAGCACCUGCGAUCCUGCCGCCUGCCCUUCUGUACCUGGCCCCAUGCUCAGGAGGGCUCCGCAGAGCCACCAGUCCCCACCCUGCGCACAUUCUCGGUACUGCUCCCAUUUGCUGGUGUCUGCAUUGUCUGCGCCAUCCUUAGCCACUUCCACAUCUCCUGGGAAUCGCUGGACCUGGCCAUGGCACAGCUAUCCUGGGUCAACAGCACCUUCCAGGCCCCUUGGGUCCGCAUUCCCUAUGCAGGUGAGUGGGGGUGGCCACUGCUCACCCCACGGGCACUGGCAGUGGGCAUCGCCAUGGCCAUCAGCUGCAGCAUGAACUCAGUGGGCUGCUAUGUGCUGUGUGGGAGGCUGCUCCAAGCCCCCCGGCUGCCUCCUCAUGCCUGCAACCGGGGGCUUUGUAUGGAAGGGUUGGGUAGCCUCCUGGCAGGACUGCUGGGCUCCCCAGGGGGCACAGCCUCCAGCAUUGCCAACGCCUGUGCCACCGGCCUCACACAGGCUGGCACUCGCAUCUCAGUGCAAGUAAGUGCGCUGGUGUGCGUGGUGCUGGGCAUGUCCCCGAGGCUGGCAGGGUUCCUCACCCACAUCCCGCUGGCGGUCCAUGGAGGAGUGCUCUGUGUCACCUACGCCGUGGCUGUGGGCACGGGAAUCUCCUACUUCCAGUAUGCAGACAUCGACUCAGGGAGAAACAUCUUCAUUGUUGGCUUUGCCAUGUUCAUGGCACUGCUGGUACCACGGUGGUUCAGCACUGCUCUGACUCACCUGGCCACAGGCUGGGUGCCACUGGACCUCCUCUUCCUCUCCCUGCUCAUGGUGCCUGUCUUCUUAACUGGUUUCUUGUCAUUUUUUCUGGAGAACACAGUCUCAGGAACUCUGGAGGAACGAGGGCUGCUCUCCAAGCUGGCACCAUGGAAAGCCAGGGCAGGCGAUUGUCACCCCUGUGGAGAGAGAGGCGAAGCCAACCAAGCAUAUGGGCUCCCCACUGGGCUGAGGAGGCUGCUGCCAUCCUCCUGCAAAGCCUUCCCCUGCUGCUUCCUCUGUCCAGGGAAUGAGGAAGAGGAGGACAAUAGCUGUGCCACUGAGGAGGAGAUUGCUGCCCCAGGGGAAGGGACACACCUGCUCCCCAAACCUAGCUCUGGGGAGCUGCAGCCAGUAAUGAGGACGAGCGAGACAGAGAUGCCUGCAUGGCACACUGUGGCCUGA